Messenger RNA from Rasamsonia emersonii CBS 393.64, 324 nucleotides. Its product is annotated as Transcription elongation factor. Gene Ontology annotation, cellular component: transcription elongation factor complex. The transcript has 3 exons. The record is from RefSeq and is a predicted model, not a curated record. The coding region runs from base 1 to 324 and encodes 107 amino acids. Lineage: Eukaryota; Fungi; Ascomycota; Eurotiomycetes; Eurotiales; Trichocomaceae. Gene Ontology annotation, biological process: transcription elongation by RNA polymerase II. Gene Ontology annotation, molecular function: RNA polymerase II complex binding.
AUGAGAGAACCGCUGCCGACAACAUUUGCAUGUCUCUUUUGUAAUCACGAAAAUUCUGUCACAGUGAAGCUGGAUAAGAAGCUAGGCCUGGGUAAUUUGUCAUGCAAAGUCUGCGGACAACGCUUCCAGACUGGUAUAAACUAUCUCUCAGCAGCUGUUGAUGUCUAUUCAGACUGGGUUGAUGCGUGUGAUGCAGUUGCUAAAACAACUGCAAAUAAAUAUGAACAAAGCGAUUCCCAUGGUGGCCAAGGCUCAUCAGCCUCCCCAAAGCAGGCCGUGGACCAUGGCAAUGUGGAUGUUCCCUACGAUGAUGACGAUUACUAA